Molecule: messenger RNA, 318 nt
Organism: Trichomonas vaginalis G3
Lineage: Eukaryota; Parabasalia; Trichomonadida; Trichomonadidae
Exons: 1
Coding region: 1-318 (105 amino acids)
Source: RefSeq, a predicted model, not a curated record
AUGACUGAAGCCAAACAAGAUUUAAUCGAGUUAUCAACAAAUCCUUUAGAUGAAUGGAUAAAUACACAUUAUGAUGAAUUGUGUGCAGGUAUGAUGUGUAAAAAUGCUCUAUUCUGCAAACCAUCAGACAUGAAAGACAAGAAUUUUCAAAUGAGUAUUAAGGAUAAAUGUGAAAAGAAACAAAGAAAAACAGACGGUAAACAUACGUGGUAUUAUGUUUUGAAAGAAGAAAUGAAAGGAUUAUAUAAACAGGUUGAACCAAACGAUAAUGAGGAUUCAUUUACUGACGAUGAAAUACCUGUAAAUGAAGCUUUAUAA